Molecule: messenger RNA, 3732 nt
Organism: Aspergillus puulaauensis
Lineage: Eukaryota; Fungi; Ascomycota; Eurotiomycetes; Eurotiales; Aspergillaceae
Product: serine/threonine-protein kinase
Exons: 5
Coding region: 1-3732 (1243 amino acids)
Biological process (GO): protein phosphorylation; intracellular signal transduction
Cellular component (GO): cytoplasm
Molecular function (GO): protein serine/threonine kinase activity; ATP binding
Source: RefSeq, a predicted model, not a curated record
AUGGAGGAGUCGUCUCCUAAUUUCUACUCCAGAGCAAUGCGGUCACCAUUAACCGAUGCCAGCAACAGAAUUAACAACUGCCAAACACCAAUUCCAGAACAAGCAUCAAUGAGGGAGGAAUACAUGCUGACUUCACCGGAACCGAUGUCCAUCGUGACGAGCCCGUUAUCGCCCCAGAGCAAUGCGGAUAAGACAUGUCUCUCGCCAGUAGUCGACUCCAGGGCGGGCUCUAAACGGAACUCUACAAUAUCGGCUACCUCCAUAAUCUCUGGAAAGGGGAAGAGGAAGACGCAUGUUGGACCAUGGCAACUGGGCAGAACGCUUGGGAGCGGGGCGACUGGCCGGGUGAGACUCGCGAAGCAUGCGGUCACAGGCCAAACAGCGGCGAUCAAGAUCGUAUCUAAGAAAUGCGCUGCCAUAUCACAGAGUGACAGCAUCGCUGCGAUGGAUAGAAGUGCGGGGAAUUUCACUGGGAGUGGAGGAAGGCAAAUGCCGUCCGGCAUUGAACGUGAGGUGGUGAUCAUGAAGCUCAUUGAGCACCCUAACGUGAUAAGUUUGUAUGACGUGUGGGAAAAUCGCGGGGAAUUAUACCUUGUUUUGGAAUACGUUGAGGGAGGCGAGCUCUUCGACUAUGUUUCUAAUCAUGGCCCGCUGCCAGAAGAAGAGGCUGUUCGACUGUUCCGACAGAUAAUAGCAGGUCUUGGGUAUUGUCAUCGCUUCAGCAUCUGCCAUCGAGACCUAAAACCGGAGAAUAUCCUACUAGACGGAGAACAUAAUGUCAAGCUCGCUGACUUUGGAAUGGCUGCCCUUCAGCCCGAAGGACACUGGCUCAAUACUUCCUGCGGAAGUCCGCAUUAUGCGGCUCCGGAGAUCAUUUAUGGCCGCAAGUACAGGGGCGCCAGUGCUGACAUUUGGAGUUGUGGAAUUAUCCUUUACGCGCUCUUAACUGGCUUCCUUCCAUUUGAUGGAGGCGAUCUUCACACCACCUUACAACUUGUUCGACGGGGCGACUACAUGAUCCCGCCGAAUAUCAGUGACGAGGCAGCGGACCUUAUCCAGCGUAUCCUACAGAAAAGGCCAGACGACCGCAUCAGCAUGAGGGAUAUUUGGCGGCAUCCGUUGCUGAAAAAGUACGAAAAGUUCCACCAGGCUAUAUGCAACCAUCACCUAGGACCCGCGCCUCCUCUGACAGUCCAGGAUUGCGGCCCGCCAGUUGUAAGACAAGACAUUGACGUGGACCUGCUGAGGAAUCUGCAAACUUUGUGGCAUGAUGUGAAACCGGAGAAGCUCAUCGAGAAACUACUAAGCCUUGAGGCAACCCAGGAGCGGAUGUUCUAUUAUGCUUUGGUUAAGUUUAGGAACGAACAAUUGGAAAACUACCAAGGCCAGCCUCUAAAGUAUUCAGCAAGUGAUUAUCACCACAUUUCACGAGGACAGGCCCGGCUCUCAAAGCACCUGCGAAGCCGCUCGCAGAAUGGAUCACGAAGGCGACCGCAAACCCCAGCCGCCAAAGAAACCGGCAAACGCAAGCCCUCUUUAAGGGAGCCAGCAUCAUCAUGUACAGUUGAGAGUUACGACCCCUUCCGAUCACCUUUCCAGCGAGUGCCAGACAAGUCACCACAGUACGCACGUGUCACUAUCCACCGAGAUGCGCCUGAGACGAGCCAACCUAUCGAAGUUGAGAGUGACCCCUCAAACCCAUUCCUCGAUGUCGACAAGGAGGAAAUUGAAAGCCAAGAAAGCCCGCCAUUUAAAAUAGUGCGGAAAAAGAGACCAAGAGUCGCUUCGGUCAAGUCAUUUCAAUCCAAGACCUCGCUUGCUUCACGUCGAGUACCAAAUUCCGUAUCCAACCCCCGGUCAGCCAGUUACAAGCGAAAUGUCUGCUUCCGCCACAACAGAAACCGUUCACAAAGUUCUGUAUCCGUUAGGGCGAAGACGGCUUACCCAAGACGACAAGCAAGCGAAGGAAGUCUCAUAUCAUCGCUUGGGGAUGACCCGUUCUCAGACCCACAAAGUAGCCCUAUGUUACCGGCUCAGCCAACAAUGGUCCGCGGUGCUGGCGCCGCCGUCAAACACAGUAUACAACGGAAGGUACACCAUUCUGACUUCAUCUGGAGAGAUGACACGCGGAAAGUUUCACACGAACUCAGUCAGAUAUGCGAAGAGGCUUUCAAUGGGAGCUCGCUGUCUACUGGAUGUACGGAUACCACUUGCGCAGGAUCAGAAACUCCUGCUACUUCGGUAUCAAUGGGCAGUGCGGGAGCAUCAGAUUACCAGAUGGAUGAUGGUAGUUCAACUAUCUGCCUCACAGAAAAGACACCGGUGCCAUCGCCGAAGGCUUCCCAAGCCAGCAAGGAGCUAGAAGAAACCCGCCGCAAGCUCAUCGAGCAUUCAACGAAGGAUGGCUCUAAAGACCUCCCAGGAUACAUUACAACAGUAAUAAACCAUCUUGAUCGGCUGAUCGAACAAGAAAAGUCGCGGCACCAUGGAAAGAAUUGCAAGGACAGGGAACCCGGCAGUUCAAUGAGUGACCUACGCUCCGGACCUUCACUGGAGCCCACCAGGCUCUCAAUCGUGUCCGAACACUUGAACACGAUACCCGUGAGGUCUGACAGCCUGAAUGCUGGGAAAGAUGGUAGAAAAGCCUCGGACUCAACUGCUGCAAGCAGUCGAAGAAGUGACAUCAGCCGCGGAAAGCGCUCAAUUCGAAUGGUGCCUCAUAGUUCUAUUCAGUCCAUGGGCAAAGCCGGUCCUUUGGCAGUCGGCAAGACCCGCGCAAUCUCCGAGCAGAGUGACGUGGGAUCUGAUACAGUCACUCGAGCAACAUCUACUCAUAGGCAUUCUCGCACGCCUUGCGAGCUGGAUCCGAUUGACGAACACCCAGCGUCACCCCGACGUAGUGCUGCCCGAACCUCCGACCACAAGAAGUGGUCUUGGUUUAGGAAAUCCCAGAACAUUGAAGACGAUAUCGCGAGAGGAUCACCUAAGGUCAUUAAGCCUCUACAUCCAAGCUCAGCAACAGUGAUCGUCCAUGAGGUUCGCCCUACAGCAGAAACUACAACAACACCGGCAAGCCCACCAAAGCUCCGAAAACCACCAUCGGACACACCAAAGAGCUCUUUCUGGAAUUUCAUGAAGAGGAAGACAAACAAGAAUCCUGACCCUGAACCAACACCCCCACACCCGUUCCGCGAUGCUCGUCUUGAUAACGAACAGCAACAGCAACACCAACCACAACCACAACAAAUAACGCAACAACCCGAGCCCAAGAAAUCCAAGACUCGCCGAAGCCGGCAGUCCGGUGGGCGAAGCAGCAACUGGUUUGCCCGCGUAUUCCAAAUCAAACCUGCUACGCGCGUCGUACCUCUUAAUACCACCAAGGUCAAAGGCCGCAAGGAGAUUUACAAAAUCCUCCGCGAGUGGAAGCAGUACGGCAUCGAGGACAUCCACCUAGAUAAAGCCAACAGUAUUAUCUACGGCCGAGUUGGCGAAUCAAACUUCCUCCACCUCCGCCCCGUCGAAUUCUCUGCAGACUUUUACACAGUCAUCGAAGACGGCCGACAAGCAAACCUCGGCCUUGUCCGCUUCCGACAAGAGCGCGGCGCCGCUUCUUCAUUCAACAAAGUCGUCGACACCCUCUCCAUGGUCAUGAAGCAGCGCGGCCUGGUAGUCGAGGACCCGGUCCGCGCAAAGAGAAUGGUGCAGGUGCUUGAUGCGUUUCCCAAUGCGUGA